This is a messenger RNA of Thelazia callipaeda (thelaziosis nematode), 678 nucleotides long. The record is from the annotation of a GenBank genome assembly. Lineage: Eukaryota; Metazoa; Nematoda; Chromadorea; Rhabditida; Thelaziidae.
UUUUUAAAUUCAAAAUUUUUUUCAAAUUCAGACGUGAUUUGUAUUGAUCAAACACGUAUUAUACUUCGAAUUGGUGACGAAAAAUCAGAUUUUAUACAUGCAAGUCGAAUUCCACUCGUUCAGAUCAUAAUUACUCAACUGCCAUUAUCGAAUACAGUGAAGCAAUUUUGGGAAAUGAUUUGGCAGGAAAAUGUUCAAGCUAUUUUAGUAUUUCUAACACUGAAGGAAUGGAAAGAGCAUGGAGAAAAUAUUCGAUUAAUCCCCAAAAAAGGAAAAUGCUUGCACAUUAAAGGCUUAAUAAUGUUAACACACAAAAAUGAAUUACAAAUCACAUCUCACUGGAUUUUACAAGAAUUUUAUCUUUCGAAAAAUAAUGAAACUCGUCGAAUCCUAUGGCAUCACUAUACUGGCUGGGAGCCGAAUAAACCUCCAUGGGCACAUGAAAUGUUACAUAAUAAAAAUACUUCUGCAAUAAACAUUGUGGAAUGUUUAAAAAAAAUUCGUACAUAUCGAAUGCAUGCCAUACAGUCAGUUUCACAGUAUCAAUUCGUUUAUAUGGGCAUACAAAGACAUAUUUUCCUCGUUGAAGUAAUUUUAUCUCUACUAAUUUUUGGCAUUUCUACAAAAUAUUAUAAAAAAGUUGAAUUAAAUAUGACAAAAAAAUUAACAUUACAAUAG